ACCCACAAGACGCCCGCCAGCUGGCCUUAGGGCGAGAACCGGUAAGCCAAGGCGACUGGGUCACGGCCCAGGAGGGGAUGAGCAGCCGGGUUGCAGUGAGGCGCGAUCCCAGGCCGGCUGCCCGGUUACCCCAGCGACCGUCGCAGUCACGUGACACUACUCUGGGACGGUCCCGAUCACGUGCCCAGGGCUUGCACGCUGCGGCUCUCGCCCCGGGCCGCUGUGUCACAUGACUCGCUCUCCGGCAACAUGGCUGCCGCAGGGGUGCAGCUCCGGCGCUGAGCGACAAGGGGCGCGCUCCUCCUGCUCGGGGUGAGGGGGCUCGGCGCGGGAGGGGCCCGGCCGCGCCAGCGCCUCGCCGUCAUCCGGAUCCCACAGUCCCCUGCGCUCGGUGUGUGUGCCGGGGCUGGAGGGACAGCCCGGCCCGACCCCUUUGGAGCCGAGCUCCGCAUCAGGAGAAGGUCGGACCGGAGCGCGGGCCGGUGCGGCCCCCCGGGACCAUGGCCGGGUCCGACACCGCGCCCUUCCUCAGCCAGGCGGAUGACCCAGAUGAUGGGCCGGUGCCAGGUACCCCGGGCUUGCCAGGGUCCUUGGGGAACCCAAAGUCCAGGGAGCCCGAGGUCCCGGACCAGGAGGGGCUGCAGCGCAUCACGGGCUUAUCCCCGGGCCGCUCGGCUCUCAUCGUGGCCGUGCUGUGCUACAUCAACCUCUUGAACUACAUGGACCGCUUCACCGUGGCCGGCGUGCUUCCAGACAUCGAGCACUUUUUCAGCAUCGGAGACAGCAGCUCCGGCCUCAUCCAGACCGUGUUCAUCUCCAGUUACAUGGUGUUGGCACCUGUGUUUGGCUACCUGGGUGACAGGUACAAUCGGAAGUAUCUCAUGUGCGGGGGCAUUGCCUUCUGGUCCCUGGUGACACUGGGGUCAUCCUUCAUCCCCAGAGAGCGUUUCUGGCUGCUCCUCCUGACCCGGGGCCUGGUGGGGGUUGGGGAGGCCAGUUACUCCACCAUCGCGCCCACCCUUAUUGCCGACCUCUUCGUGGCCGACCAGCGCAGCCGAAUGCUCAGCGUGUUCUACUUUGCCAUCCCGGUGGGGAGUGGUCUGGGCUACAUCGCAGGGUCUAAAGUGAAAGAUGCUGCUGGCGACUGGCACUGGGCUCUGAGGGUGACCCCAGGCCUGGGAGUGGUGGCUGUCCUGCUGCUGUUUCUGGUUGUACGGGAGCCACCCAGGGGAGCUGUGGAGCGCCACGUGGAUUCGCCACCCCUGAGUCCCACCUCGUGGUGGGCAGAUCUGAGGGCUCUGGCAAGAAAUCCUAGUUUCAUCCUGUCUUCGCUUGGCUUCACCGCUGUGGCCUUUGUCACGGGCUCGCUGGCUCUCUGGGCUCCUGCCUUCCUGCUGCGCUCUCGAGUGGUCCUGGGGGAGACGCCCCCCUGCCUUCCUGGGGAGUCUUGCUCUUCCUCCGACAGUCUCAUUUUUGGGCUCAUCACCUGCGUGACGGGUGUCCUGGGAGUGGGCCUGGGUGUGGAGAUCAGCCGCCGCCUCCGCCGCUCCAACCCCCGCGCCGACCCUCUGGUUUGUGCCGCCGGCCUGCUGGGCUCUGCUCCCUUCCUCUUCCUGGCCCUUGCCUGCGCCCGAGGGAGCAUCGUGGCCACCUACAUUUUCAUUUUUAUUGGGGAGACCCUGCUGUCCAUGAACUGGGCCAUUGUGGCAGACAUUCUGCUGUAUGUCGUCAUCCCUACCCGACGCUCCACCGCUGAGGCCUUCCAGAUUGUUCUGUCCCACCUGCUGGGAGAUGCUGGAAGCCCCUACCUCAUCGGCCUGAUCUCUGAUCGCCUCCGCCGGAGCUGGCCCCCGUCCUUCCUGUCCGAGUUCAGGGCUCUGCAGUUCUCGCUGAUGCUCUGUGCCUUCGUCGGGGCGCUGGGUGGCGCGGCCUUCCUGGGCACCGCCAUUGUCAUCGAGGGCGACCGCCGGCGGGCCCAGCUGCACGUGCACGGUCUGCUGCCCGAGGCAAGGGCCACAGAUGACCGAAUCGUGGUGCCCCAGCGAGGCCGCUCCACCCGGGUCCCCGUGUCCAGUGUGCUCAUCUGAGGAGCCUGUCACUCACCUGUCCACACAUCUGUGGCCACUGGCUUUGGGCUGGCCCACACCCAUGAAGUGUCCAGGGUAAAAGACCAGGAGCUAACCUUGGGCCAUGUCUUCGCUACCAGACACUACUUGCAUGGCCAGCCCAGGGUCAGGGGCCUGAUAGGGUGUUGUUCUACGCUGGGGUAGCCCUGCAGGCUCGGUGCUAUUUGUAACAAUAAAAUUUGUAGCCAGA
Messenger RNA from Octodon degus (degu), 2316 nucleotides. It is a transcript of the gene Spns1, whose product is annotated as sphingolipid transporter 1 (putative). Bases 501 to 2087 code for a protein of 528 amino acids. Gene Ontology annotation, molecular function: transmembrane transporter activity. The record is from RefSeq and is a predicted model, not a curated record. The transcript has 13 exons. Gene Ontology annotation, cellular component: membrane. Gene Ontology annotation, biological process: transmembrane transport. Lineage: Eukaryota; Metazoa; Chordata; Mammalia; Rodentia; Octodontidae.